This is a messenger RNA of Lucilia cuprina (Australian sheep blowfly), 1196 nucleotides long. RefSeq lists its product as uncharacterized. The transcript is spliced from 6 exons. The record is from RefSeq and is a predicted model, not a curated record. The coding region runs from base 36 to 1037 and encodes 333 amino acids. NCBI's taxonomy places the organism in Eukaryota, Metazoa, Arthropoda, Insecta, Diptera, Calliphoridae.
AUAAAUUUAUAUCUUAAGAAAAUAAUACAUCAGCAAUGUUGGAUUUACCCCUUAUAUUGUGUGUGUUGGGCUGCUUCAUAAGAGCGCCUCUUGUAUUUAGCCAUGGUCGAUUAAUGGAUCCACCUGCACGUAAUGCAAUGUGGCGAUUUGGAUAUCCAAAUCCUGUCAAUUAUAAUGAUAACGAAUUAUUCUGCGGAGGUUAUGCAGUGCAAUGGGAACAAAAUCAAGGUAAAUGUGGUGUUUGUGGUGAUGCUUUUCACCUAAGAACUCCACGUCCACAUGAAGCUGGAGGAGAAUAUGCAAAAGGAAUUAUAUCAAGAUAUUAUUCAUCUGGUCAGGAAAUCGAUGUUGAAGUUGAGUUGACUGCAAAUCAUUAUGGUCGUUUUGAGAUGUACUUGUGUCCAAAUAAUAAUCCUCGUAAAGAAGCCAAUCAAGAGUGCUUUGAUCGUUAUCCCCUUUACAUAUCUGGAAGUAGAGAACAUCGCUUUCUUAUACCUCGUGAUACUAAAAAGAAGGACAUUUUCCGCUAUCGCGUACGUCUGCCACCCUACGUCACUUGCACUCAAUGUGUUUUGCAGUGGACUUACUAUACCGCCAAUAUGUGGGGCACAUGUGCUAAUGGUACCGAAGCCGUCGGGUGUGGUAAAGCAGAAACGUUCCGUAACUGUGCGGAUAUAGCGAUCGUUUCAAAUACAGGAGGAGGCUUACCUCCUCUAUUUGUCAACAAUAGAAAUCCGUAUUUAUUGUACUAUAGAGAUUAUAGAGCACCCGAAGAUAAAAAUGUUUUUCCAUUAAUUGUGAGGGAUCAAAAAUGUAUUGCUUCAAAUGCUUUCCGGAACUUACCUGGUAUGGAUCAAUGGUGUGAAACGAAUUGUUUGCGUUAUCCACCAAAUUGUCCACAAACAGCAUGUCAUUGCCCAAACGAGUGUGUUGCCAUUGGAGAUCUGGAGGGAAAAGAAGGGGCUGAUACAUAUUGUAUGGAUGCCUGCCUUAAUUAUGGCUCUAAUUGUCCAAUUGACAAAUGUCGCUGUUUUUAAGUAUAUAAGAAAUUCUGUAACUUUUAUUAAAUUUAAUUUUAACAACAUUUACAGUAACUAUAAAUACUUUAAGCUGUGCUUGGAACUCUGUGCCCGCUAAAAUUAAAUAAAUGAAUUAAAGAAGAAAGUAAAUCUUUUUUAUAUGCAUACAAACGUGAA